AUGCCUCUUCGACGUAUCCCAGACCAUCUUAUAACUCCACUCGUGGACUAUUCAAAAGAUACUGUCCUCCACGCCAAGAAGAAGAUUCUUAUCGGCGCCACAGGAAGUGUGGCCAGCGUGAAAAUCCCGCUUAUUGUCAAGACAUUGGUCGAGGAAGUAGGGCAUCUCGUCGAGAUCAAGGUUGUUGCCACCACCGCUGCGCUUCAUUUCUUUGACCCCAAGGAUGUCCUCGCCGAGGUGCUGACUGACAAAGACGAGUGGAGCCUACGCAACUGGGCAGACAUGUUUAUCAUUUGUCCGUUGGAUGCAAACACACUGGCUAAGCUGGCACAAGGUCUCUGCGACAAUCUGAUCACAUGUAUCUUGCGCGCUUGGGAUGAGAGUCGGUCGGUAAUUGUGUGUCCAGCAAUGAACACCAAUAUGUGGAACCACAAGUUUACAGCAAUUCACCUCUCCACCUUGACAGAUGUUCUACACUACCGUGUUAUCCCGCCUAUCAGCAAACUGCUCGCUUGUGGCGAUCUCGGUGUUGGUGCGAUGGCAGAGUACCGUACAAUUGUCGAGGAGAUCAAGAAGGAGGUUGGCAUCUCGCAUUAA
Molecule: messenger RNA, 597 nt
Organism: Linnemannia hyalina
Lineage: Eukaryota; Fungi; Mortierellomycota; Mortierellomycetes; Mortierellales; Mortierellaceae
Source: the annotation of a GenBank genome assembly